Molecule: messenger RNA, 1288 nt
Organism: Cornus florida
Lineage: Eukaryota; Viridiplantae; Streptophyta; Magnoliopsida; Cornales; Cornaceae
Exons: 2
Coding region: 98-1207 (369 amino acids)
Source: RefSeq, a predicted model, not a curated record
UCUUUAAGACUGCCUCUCUCUCUCUCUCUACACACACAAAUACACACACACAUAUAUAUGUUAGCAUAUUGUCUUGCAUGCACUUGAGUUGUUGGUGAUGAUGGCUAAUAUUCAAGGAGUAGGUAAUAAUAGUAGUGUGUUGAGGGAAUAUAGAAGAGGGAACUGGACAGUGCAGGAGACAAUGGUUCUGAUAGAGGCAAAGAAGAUGGAUGAUGAGAGAAGAAUGAAGAGACCAGCUGGUGUAUGUGGGGAUAGUAGUGAUCCCCAAGGGAUGAUGAGGAUUAGCAAACCUACAGAGCUAAGAUGGAAAUGGAUUGAAGAUUUUUGCUGGAGAAAUGGGUGUUUCAGAAGUCAGAACCAGUGCAAUGACAAGUGGGAUAAUCUUAUGAGAGAUUUCAAGAAAGUCAGAGAUUAUGAGAGAAGAUUAUUAGUUGUUUAUCAGAAAGCUGGAGAAGGAGAUCAUGAUUGUAAAAUGAAUGAAAGCAGUAGUUAUUGGAAGAUUGAAAGGAGUGAGAGGAAAGAGAGGAACUUGCCUUCCAAUAUGUUGCCUCAGAUAUAUGAAGCUUUGGUAGAGGUUGUGGAGAGGAAAGGAGGAGGAGGAGUACAGAGGGUAGUAGGUAGUGGUGGUGGUGGAUCUAUUUCCAAUACCAACACCAGCAGGGCCGGCUAUGUCAUGGAGGGACCCACCAUCAGUACUGUUCAGCCUUCAUUCCCGCCUCUAUUGCAACACACCAUCUCAACUCCAGUUGCAUUAUUACCACUCCCUCCACCGCUACAACCACCACCACCACCACCAUCACAACCACAUCCCAUCUCAUAUUCUCAGCCACUGCCCACAGUAAAUACUGAUACAAGUGAGUAUUCAGACUCACCAUCAGCAAAGAGGAGGAGGAGGAGGAGGAGGAGGAGAGGAGAGGGAAGCAGUGGGACUGCAGCAAGCGGCAGCACAAUAUCGAAUGAAGUGAGCUCUGCAAUCUCUAGAAGUGCAACCAUUAUAGCAGAAGCAAUUCAGGCCUGUGAGGAGAGAGAAGAAAGAAGGCACAAGGACCUAUUGAGUUUGCAUGAGAGAAGACUACAGAUUGAGGAGUCUAAGACUGAGAUCAACAGACAAGGUAUUAAUGGCCUGGUUGAUGCUGUUAACAAGCUUGCCAAUUCAAUCUUUACUUUGGCCACCCACAAAGUUGAACAAUCUGAUCCUCCACAAUGAUCCAUCCAUCUCAUUUGAUUCUCAACUAUUUAUAUAUAUAUUUAUUUAUAUAUAAAAUCUGAAAUUGAUGAUAGAUAGAGA